This is a messenger RNA of Mus caroli (Ryukyu mouse), 3847 nucleotides long. It is a transcript of the gene Msr1, whose product is annotated as macrophage scavenger receptor 1. The record is from RefSeq and is a predicted model, not a curated record. Gene Ontology annotation, biological process: receptor-mediated endocytosis; zymogen activation. NCBI's taxonomy places the organism in Eukaryota, Metazoa, Chordata, Mammalia, Rodentia, Muridae. Gene Ontology annotation, molecular function: scavenger receptor activity; serine-type endopeptidase activity. Gene Ontology annotation, cellular component: plasma membrane.
UUCCUUGUGGGCUAGAUGCUGAAAUACUAUGUGAUAAAGAUUUUAGGUUUCAAUUGUAAAGAGAGGGAAGUGGAUAAAUCAGUGCUGUCUUCUUUACCAGCAAUGACAAAAGAGAUGAUAGAGAAUCAGAGGCUCUGCCUUCAUGAACCAGAGGAUGCUGACUGCAAUUCAGAAUCCGUGAAAUUUGACGCACAUUCAAUGACAACAUUCCUUCCUCACAGCACUAAAAAUGGCCCCUCCCUUCAGGAGAAGUUGAAGUCCUUCAAGGCUGCCCUCAUUGCUCUCUACCUCCUUGUGUUUGCAGUACUAAUACCUGUUGUUGGAAUAGUGACAGCUCAGGUUUUGAAUUGGGAAAUGAAGAACUGCUUAGUUUGUUCACUUAACACAAGUGAGACAUCUCAAGGUCCUAUGGAAAAAGAAAAUACCAGUAAAGUGGAAAUGAGAUUUACAAUUAUCAUGGAACACAUGAAGGACAUGGAGGAGAGAAUCCAAAGCAUUUCAAACUCAAAAGCCCACCUUAUAGACACGGAACGCUUCCAGAAUUUCAGCAUGGCAAAUGACCAAAGACUUAAUGAUAUUCUUCUGCAGUUAAAUUCCUUGAUUUCGUCAGUCCAGGAACAUGGGAAUUCACUGGAUGCAAUCUCCAAGUCCUUACAGAGUCUGAAUAUGACACUGCUUGAUGUUCAGCUCCAUACAGAAACACUGAAUGUCAGAGUCCGCGAAUCUACAGCAAAGCAACAGGAGGAUAUCAGUAAAUUGGAGGAACGUGUGUACAAAGUAUCAGCAGAAGUCCAGUCUGUGAAAGAAGAACAAGCGCACGUGGAACAGGAAGUAAAACAGGAAGUGAGACUAUUGAACAACAUCACCAACGACCUCAGACUGAAGGACUGGGAACACUCACAGACACUGAAAAACAUCACCUUAAUUCAAGGGCCUCCUGGACCCCGAGGUGAAAAGGGAGACAGAGGGCUUACUGGACAAACUGGCCCACCUGGUCCUCCAGGCAUAAGAGGUAUUCCAGGUGAUAAAGGUGAUUCGGGACCAAUUGGCUUCCCUGGAGGUCGAGGAAACCCAGGAGCACCAGGAAAGGCAGGGAGGCCAGGAUCUCCUGGACUUAAAGGACAAAAGGGAGAAAAGGGCAGUGUAGGCAUAUCAACCCCCCUUAAGACAGUUCGACUGGUUGGUGGUAGUGGAGCCCAUGAGGGCCGAGUGGAGAUCUUCCACCAAGGCCAGUGGGGCACAAUCUGUGAUGAUCGCUGGGAUAUACGGGCUGGACAAGUUGUCUGCCGGAGUCUAGGAUACCAAGGUGUUCUAGCUGUGCACAAGAGAGCUCACUUUGGACAAGGUACUGGUCCAAUAUGGCUGAAUGAAGUGAUGUGUUUUGGAAGAGAAUCAUCUAUUGAAAACUGUAAAAUCAGCAAGUGGGGAGUAUUAAGCUGUUCACAUUCAGAAGAUGCUGGGGUCACUUGUACUUCAUAAUGUAUCAUAUUUUCCAUGUCAUUUAUGAAAUUGCUAUUAUGAAACCAUUUUCGUUGCCCUGCUCCACUAAAAUCAUUUUAAUGAAUAGUAAAUGGAUUCACAAUAUUGGACAAAAGAAAGGGAAUAUUAGAAACGAGUGGGAAUAAGUCUUAAACACAUCCAACUUUAUCUCAAUUGAUAAGGGAUUCAAAUUUCUUGCAAAGUUAAUGUUGAUUGUCAAAUUGACAUAAUUUUCAAAUGCCCAGGAAGACAAAAAUAUGUUUAUUUAUAUGAGGGCAUUUCCAGUGAGGUUUAUCAGAGGUAGCAUCAUUCUAUGGGCACAGGAUGCAGACAGAAAUAAAAGGAGAAAGAGAGUGGGACACCAUCAUUCAUCCCUCUCUGCUUCCUGACUGUGAACACAAUGUCAUUAUCUAUACCAUGCUUCUGUCCCCAAGAUGGACCACUCAGAUCCACAAAUCAAAAUUAGUUCUGUCUUCUCAAGUUUCAUUUAGGGCAAUGAGGGAAAAGCUAACAGAAAAAAAAUGUUUUGUUUUAUUUUGUUUUGUUUUACCAGAAGUGAGGUUGUAACUAUCAUAAAAUUGAGGACAAUUUGUUAAAUUGUUGAAUUAAUUUGCUAGAAGAGUAGAGAAAAAAUCAGAGCCAUCGACUAUAGUUGAUCUAAAAUGGUAUCAGCAGAACUUAAUAGGAUAUUCUGAUAGAAAUUUGGAUGUUUAGAUUGGCAAAUAAAUAGAUAAAUGGAUAAAUAAAUAAAAUGAAAACACUAAAGGUAAGUUUCCAGAGGCUUCAGGAUGAAAUAAGAAUUGUAUCAAGAAUUAAAAAAAAAAAGGUAUUCAUGUCACAUUCUGGCAAUGACUCUAUUUGUAUUCUGAGACUUGGAGUAAGACCAUGAGACAAAUUUCUUUAAUGUUAAAACUUCAAGAUAUAAUAGAAUCGGGCUGUGGCAUUGUUGCAAGUCUCUGUUCUUACUCAUAAAUGCAGUGGCAAAGAGCAGCAAGAGAGGAGGAAGAUAUAUCAACUCUGCUGUUUUAGGAAGAAAUAAGCAAAGCUGGUUUAAAGUUGCUGACAAAAAGAACAAAGUUGUGAUUGUUAAAGAGGUUAGAAAAAUUAAUGAGAAACCUCACCCUUUGCAGAAGAAAAUUAUAAUGGGUCUUGGUGGCCAAACCAUUGAAAGACUCCCAUGUAUACAAAAUGCAAAUUUAUUUGAAAGGAUAAAAGUUAAACUGAAAAUUCUGUUCAAGGGUUCUCUGCUAGAAAGCAAUUCCCAGAGAAGUAUUUGUCCUAGAAUCAGCCACCAAUAUACAGAGACACCUUUAUAGCUGUGCUAGAAAAAGGCCAGACUAUAUUUCAAGAUAGUAGCAGAACUUACAAACCUAAUCCACAUGGUAUAAAAUAAAAGAGGGAUUGGUUCACAAAGAUUUACAAUAGAUGCCAGAAGGAUACUGAGGUCAGAAAAUGUGUUUCGGAGUCGGUUUCCCCAUAAAGAAUUCCCUAGAGGACACUGUAUGAAGCUAUAAAGGGGAACCUAAGUUGAAGUAGGGCUGCAGGAACCAGAAAUAUCCCGUGAGACAAGUUUCAUGUAGAGAGUGGAACUUGUUCAAGAAGAAGUUGAAGUGUUCUGAGAUAGCAGAAAUAGAUUUUCCAGGUGUCUUAGUAUGGUAGAAGCUCAAAGGAUUCCUUCAGGAACCCAUGUGCCCAACACCAGAUUAUAUGAUUUCGGUAUUUCUCUAAUUGUUCUUUCCUCACUAUGAUUCAGUUUGUCCUUUUUGGACUGGGGAUGUUUAUUCUGUAGGACUAGGUACUGUAAGUAUGUAACAUGUAGGUUUUAAAAAUAGACAUUCACAGUUAAGAGAUUGUCUGAUUCUCAGAAGGGAUUCUGAACUUCUAUUUUGAACAAUUUUGAAAUUCUUAUGACUUUAGUGAAUCUCUGCAGACACACUAAAUGUAUUUUACAUUAUGAGAUUAAUGUGAGACUUUAGGGACCAGGGGUGGGACGUUAUAAUUUAAAUGAUGUGUUUGGAUGUUAAUUUGAUAAGACUGGAUAUGUGAUGGUUAACAUUACUUGUAAAGUUAUUGGGAUUUAGAAAAUCUAGCAUAUACACUGCUAGCCAUCUCUUGAGAACAUUUCCAAAGAGAUUUAACUGAGAAGGGAAGACCUUAAUUUGGUGACUACAUCUUACUGUUUGGAGUUUCAGCACCAAAUGAAAAUGGAAAAGAAGGUAGAGAACAGAUGUUCAUUUCUUUGUUUCCUGAUGUUACCCAUGGGCUCAUGCUCCUGUCAUCUUGCCUCCUUGCAGUGAUGGACUAUACCCCAAAUCACGUGCCAGAAGAAAUCCACCAUUCCUUAAGUUGAUCUUAUCAAUUGUCUUGU